Messenger RNA from Podospora pseudocomata, 924 nucleotides. RefSeq lists its product as uncharacterized. The record is from RefSeq and is a predicted model, not a curated record. Gene Ontology annotation, molecular function: protein tyrosine phosphatase activity. The coding region runs from base 245 to 793 and encodes 182 amino acids. NCBI's taxonomy places the organism in Eukaryota, Fungi, Ascomycota, Sordariomycetes, Sordariales, Podosporaceae. The transcript is spliced from 2 exons. Gene Ontology annotation, cellular component: cytoplasm; nucleus.
CAGCAACCGGUGUGGCUCACCUUAUCAAGACUCUUACAUCGGCAUUUCCGGAGCGAGACUGCCAGGCCGUGUUUGGUAGGUUGCAAUCUGGAUAUCACACGGUUGCAGACAUAUAUACACAUUUCAGUCAUCGACCUGGCUUCUGGACCAAGAAUUAUCUUUUCCCUAGUCGCACUUUUCAGCCGGAAGUUUUUGGCAUUCAGUGAGGUGAAAUCAGGGCGGUCGCACACCACACAACGGAGCAAUGGGAGUCCACGCCCACGAACAUUGCCUCAAAAUGGCCCGGCGGGAAGACGGGACACCGUGGUGGUCAGCUUUUCCAGAGCCCAGUUCAUCACCGGUCAAGAUAACCUGGUCUGAGGUCGCCCGGCUUCUUCAAGACCGAGACCAGUCUCAACCCCGUGAGUUCCUGUUGGUCGACACCCGGCGAACAGACUGCAUCGGAGGAAUCAUCCAGGGGUCCCUGAACAUUCCGGCUCACAGUUUCUACUUGAUGAGAGCGAUGCUGUAUGAUUUGUGCAAACAGGCGGGUAUCAAGAGGAUAGUCUUCUAUUGUGGCUCCUCCAACGGCCGAGGACCAAGAUGCGCCGCUUGGAUGCAGGACUAUAUCAAUUCUGUUUCUGACGGGUCUGGUUCCGACUACGAAUCUGACUCGGGGUGCUCGGCGGAGAUGACCACGCAGGUGAUGGUGGGUGGAAUCCGAGGAUGGGUCAAGGCGUAUGGCGGAAAGAUGAUGGAAGGGUACGACGAAAAGACCUGGGAGCACCCGAAGCCUGAUGAGGAGACCUGUUGAGGAAGGGCGCGUCGGUGAUGGGGUAUCUCGUUUUUUUCUCCUUUCCAUUCGCCCUAAACCGUCCUUGCUUCCGAUUCUCUUCUUUCUCAAAUGAUGUAACGCCAGACCCCUCUGCCCAAAAUACAAUAGCC